UCCCGGCAGGCAUAUGAAUUGAGUUUGACAAGAUUUCAGAUCAGUUGAGGAGAGAUCUUUUUUUAAACCGAGGCAAACAUCCAAGAAACCUGUUCAACGGGAAGUAUCAUCGUGACAUGUGGACAUCUUAGAAAAUGAGAUAGCCGGAGCAACAACAAGCUGUGUUUUUACUCCGGGAUAUACGACUAAUUUCACUGUUUUUGCUAGUAGCAGUACAUUUUUCAGCAAUGCAAAACAACAACAGUGCACAACAGCGAUUGUAAGUGACCGUGAGCAUUUCCUGACACCGACAGGUAACUUCAGGUGUUACCUGAGCUGCCAUGGCCGUGGACGAGAAACCUGGAGCAGGUGUACGCUCCGGAAGAAUGAAUGUAGGCCGACAUCAGAUGGUGAAGUUUGGGAUCAACCCUGCAGCUCUGUCUUAUGCCAUGACCACACUGGGAGCCUCCAUGAUCAACAAUAUAUUCAGCUUCUACUACGUGAAACUGUUUAUCAAUAAGUACCAGGUGUCAGAGGGAGCUUUCCACCAAUCACAGGUGGUUUACAUGGUGUGGAAUGCAGUCAAUGAUCCUCUCUUCGGCUACCUGCAAGAUAACUCCAGGGUGCCCUGCUGCUCUCAGCGACGUCUCUCCAUCCUGUAUGGUGCUCCCCUCUACUCGCUCACUUUUCUUCUAGCCUGGUUCCCGUGGCGAUCCUACGCCCCUGGCGACUGGUUGAGCGGCUUACACUUGGCCGUGGCGCUGUGCGCCUUUGACGGCUUGCUGACGUUUGUGCUGCUGGCACAGUGCGCGUUGUUUGCGGAGAUUUCCAGCCACCAUCAGAACCGACUAAGACUUAUAAAGUACAACCAGGUGGCUUCUCUCAUUGGCUCAUCCAGCGUCCUCUUCUGUGGUGUGGUUUCCAAAAACAUGGAGGACUUUGGGUCCUUCCAAGCCUUCACAGUGUUGAUCGCUAUCCUGAGCUGCUGCUGCAUGCUCUAUACGGGCUUCCACAGCGAGAGCCGCUUUGAUAACAAAGGAUCUGUAUCAGAUGAAGACAGGCCUGCUGACCAAGCUUCCCAUCCCCAGUCGGCCACUUCCAUCUCCAUGUUAAAAACGUUGACGUGGCAAAUCCUGACCAACAGGGACUUCCAGCUUUUUGUGAUCAUGAACUUCUUCCAGGUUUUCAUGUUGGCUUUCUUUAAUAACUUUACCAUGAUAUUCACUGAGCACCUGAUUCCUCCUGAUUUACUUCCAUCACUGGCCAAGAGCAUCAUGUACGGAGCAGGAUUCAUCUGUCCACAGCUGUUAGUACUAAGCUGUCAGAGCCUCCUCCAUGGUCUUGGCUACUACAGGAUCAUCCUCUUCGCCUUCUACAUGGAGGCUGGAAUGGCAGCUAUCAUGCUAGCACUUGGUCCUCAGCACUACUAUAUCCUGGCAUUUUUCCUCACCAUUAAUAUGGUCAUCAUCCAAGCCUGCUUCAGUCUUUUUGGCUUGCCUUUGGCUGACAUCAUUGACACAGAUCUGCAGAAGUACAAGCGCAGUACCCCUCUCUCCUCCAUGGUGUUUGGCACGAAUGCUCUGUUCACCAAGCCGGCUCAGUCUCUGGCCCCUAUGUUAGUGAUUAACAUCCUCAACCAGUUUGGCUAUGAGCAGCUGAAGCAAGCAGGAAAGGAUUCAAAUCCAAGCACCGUGGAGAGCCUCCACAGUGUCAUGUUCUACCUGGUGUGUCUGGUGCCCAUGUUUGUCGCUGCUCUGCAAGCCCUGGCAUGGAGGCCGUUUUCCAUACGCAACAGUCACACCGUUGACACAAAGUAUAUCGACGGCUAACUUCACUAUGAUCACAAAUAAAAGGGAACUUGUUGAUGUUUCUGUAGAUGGGAAAUUCUGUAUUGUUAGGUAAGAAAUUAUGUGUACACAACUGUAUAUUUGAGAGAAUGCAGGGUGGUGCUGAUGCAGUUUAUAUUGUUAACACAAGGGAAACAUCUUGGGAGUGCUGAAAGCCGACAGCAAGUAAAUAAAACCGUUUGAUCUAAUCGCA
Messenger RNA from Larimichthys crocea (large yellow croaker), 2019 nucleotides. RefSeq names its product major facilitator superfamily domain containing 13a-like (gene mfsd13al). The coding region runs from base 321 to 1808 and encodes 495 amino acids. The record is from RefSeq and is a predicted model, not a curated record. The transcript has 7 exons. Lineage: Eukaryota; Metazoa; Chordata; Actinopteri; Sciaenidae.